Messenger RNA from Athalia rosae (coleseed sawfly), 3116 nucleotides. It is a transcript of the gene P5CDh1, whose product is annotated as delta-1-pyrroline-5-carboxylate dehydrogenase, mitochondrial. The coding region runs from base 90 to 1823 and encodes 577 amino acids. Gene Ontology annotation, molecular function: L-glutamate gamma-semialdehyde dehydrogenase (NAD+) activity. The transcript has 7 exons. The record is from RefSeq and is a predicted model, not a curated record. Gene Ontology annotation, cellular component: mitochondrial matrix. NCBI's taxonomy places the organism in Eukaryota, Metazoa, Arthropoda, Insecta, Hymenoptera, Athaliidae.
ACACCACACGCUACAUACUGCAACACCACGUAACACCGGUCGGAUUUGGCCAUAAUUUGGCGGUUCAGAACAGCUGUACCACAGGAAAAAUGCUGAGUGUGUGUCGCCCGACCAUUGUCACCAGCUGGCAAAACCUUAUAUUAAAUGGCUUUUGUAAAAGAGCGGGAGUACGUUCAUUGUCAUCUGUGGUAGCUGUACCAUGUCCCCCGGAAUUCCCUUUGGAGAACGAGCCCGUUCUUGGCUAUGCGAAGAAGAGCCAGGAACGGACAGACCUGCUUGCAGCUCUGAAAAAGAUGAGCGGUGAGAUUGAAGAAAUACCCAUUGUUAUUGGUUCAGAAGAAUUCAAAACUGAUAUAGUCAAGUAUCAAGUUAUGCCUCACGAUCAUGGGCACAAAAUAGCAAAGUUCUACUAUGCCACUCCAGCCUUGGUUCAGAAAGCUAUCGAUGUUGCUGUGAAAACACAGCGAGAAUGGGAAAAACACCCGAUCGAUGACCGGCUGAAGAUCUGGCUAAAAGCUGCAAAUCUCAUGCAGAAUAAAUAUAGACAACAAUUGAAUGCAGCCACCAUGCUCGGACAGAGUAAAACUGUCAUUCAGGCCGAAAUCGACAGCAGUGCCGAACUGAUAGAUUUCUUUAAAAUAAACGGUUACUUUCUCAAAGAAGCAAUCAAGUAUAAGCCAAUCUCACCGAAUGAAGAGGAGACUCUGAACUCUAUGAGAUAUCGAGGAAUGGAUGGAUUUGUCGCCGCUAUUUCUCCUUUCAACUUUACUGCCAUUGGCGGAAAUCUCAGUUACACCCCAGCGCUAGUGGGCAAUGGCGUCCUAUGGAAGCCUUCGGACACAGCUAUGCUCUCAAACUGGUGGAUAUUCAAGAUUUGUAAGGAGGCUGGCGUGCCUCCAGGAGUCGUGAAUUUCAUCCCCUGUGACGGACCCGUAUUUGGGGAUACUAUAACUGCCUCGCCGCAUCUUUCCGGCAUAAAUUUUACCGGCUCUGUUCCAACGUUUAAUAGACUGUGGACUCAAGUUGGAAACAAUAUAAACAAGUACAAAAAUUAUCCAAAAAUGAUUGGGGAAUGCGGUGGCAAGAACUACCACUUCAUUCAUCCUAGUGCCGACGUUACCUCUGUUAUUUUUGGAACGAUCAAAAGCGCUUUUGAAUACAGUGGUCAAAAGUGUUCGGCGUGUAGUAGGAUGUACGUUCCUCAAUCUUUAUGGGAGAAGAUUAAGAGCGGUCUCCUCGAGGUUCGAGAUAAGUUGAAAAUUGGGGAUGUUCAAGAUAUGACUUCAUUCACCUCUGCUGUGAUCGAUCGCAAUGCCUUCAAGAGAAUCCGCGGCUACAUAGAACAUGCCAAAAAAUCUCAGAAUACAGAGAUAAUCGGCGGUGGUACAUAUGACGAUACACUCGGUUAUUAUGUACAACCAACGAUUAUCGUCACAAAGGAUCCAAAGGACAAAUUGAUGACUGAAGAAAUCUUUGGCCCUGUAUUAACAAUCUAUGUAUACAACGAUGCAGACCUUGAGACCACCCUGAAACUGGUCGAGUCCUCCACACCAUACGCUUUGACGGGAUCAAUAUUCUCUACAGACCUGGAAUGGGCGAGGUACGCUCUAGAGGAGCUCAAAUACACCGCAGGAAAUUUUUACGUGAACGAUAAAUCGACAGGAUCCGUGGUAGGACAGCAACCAUUUGGUGGCAGUCGUAUGUCUGGUACCAAUGACAAAGCUGGUGGUCCGCACUAUGCUUUACGUUGGGCUUCGCCACAGGCUAUAAAGGAAACAUUUGUACCGCUCACAACGUAUGACUAUGAGUACAUGAGAUCCUAGACGCAGUGCGUCCAAUAUUAUCAAAGAAGGGCGACCGGUGGUACGUCUAAACAAUUAUCCCGUAUUAUGAUUUGAUGCAAAGUUAAGAUAGUUUUAAUUAAUCGUAACUUCGCGGCGACAAGAUUACGACUUUUUAACCCUGAACUGUUUUUUACAUUCAAUGUUUACUGUGUACGUUCAUACAUAGAGCAGAGCGUCGGAGCUUCAAGUCUUUAGCAAAUUAUUAUUUUUAAUGUCGUCUGGACGAAUUUUACUAUGGACUUUUGAGGGACAGACGAGCUAUCGAACCCGAUUAUCCGAGCAACGCGUACCAAACAGGUCCAACAACGUAACAUGUAAGUUACUUUUACAGUACAUCAUUGACACACCAAUUCGUACACGCCAUUAUUUAUACAUUAUUUAUCAGAUAUGUAAAUACAUACAUAUGUUUGUGAGUCUGUAAAGUUGUUAAAUUCAAAUAAUUCGGCCGUUCGUAUUACGGUUGAUUAUUUUUUCAUCCGUGAGUUUAUACCUAUAGUGUGAAAAAUGAUCGUGUGCUAGAAAUGAACAUUUCACAUUCAAAAAUGAUAUUUAGUAUCAGUAACAACAAAUUGUGUUUCUACUUAUACAUAUAUUAUUUAUUUAUGUAUACCCACGUGUUCGUCAUCUGUAUAUAUUAUACAUCUAAUAACUGAUGUUAUUAUCCCUGUACCUAACAUAGGUAUAAAAAAUUUUUUUGGGUAAUAACAAAGUUAAAUUAAAACAGCGUAACAUCUUUACAAAUCUCACAAAAUAUUUUUAAUGAUUGAAUUGAUAGUCAUAAUUAUAAUUACUCUAAGGGUAUAGGUAAUUAAAUAAAUACGAACUGCUCAUCAUUUUUAAGGUUGAUCUUUUUUGUCGUAUAUUCUGAAAGCAUCUGGUCAACAUUUGUACAGAGGGGGGAUAAUAUCUUCAUCCAUUUUUAAUCUCUCUUAUAAUAAUCAACUCAAUGAUUACAGCAAUCGAGACAUUCAGCGCGAACGUGAUUGCGAUGAUUAAGUAAAAACCUAAAUAAUAAUACGAAUAUAAAUAUUCUACACAAUUAAAUGCGCUCGUGUACUCCGAUCGCUUAGGACCUACUACAUCGGUGUCAGAAUAGCAGGACCCUUAUAAUUAAUAUCGUUAGCUAUGGUCGGUUAUUAAUAAUUAGCAAGGGAUGUAUACAUAAGUAUAUUAUGUUCUUCGAUUAAAAUAUAUAUUUUUAAUUACAUGCAAAAGACGCGCUGGCUAUUCCAAACGAGGAUUAAAAAAAAAUAAUAGUAGUUAAAAAAAAAA